Dentiscutata heterogama is the source of this 467-nucleotide messenger RNA. The record is from the annotation of a GenBank genome assembly. NCBI's taxonomy places the organism in Eukaryota, Fungi, Glomeromycota, Glomeromycetes, Diversisporales, Gigasporaceae.
GAGUUACCCCUCCCCUUGAUUCCCCUCUUACUGAAACUGAUCCAUGUUCACGCUCAUUUUACUACAAUAUUCGAAUGUACAAAUCAGCAUUAGCUUUUACAUCUAUAGAAGCAAAGAUUGAUCCUAAAAUUACUAGAACUAGCAGCAUUUACACCUUUUGUAUUUAUGUAGUUGCUAUUAUUAUGGUAAAAGAUACACAAGGUGCAGAACAGCUAAAUCAGGAUAUUAUGCUGCAUAUACAUGAAGAUGGAUUGCAAUGGAUAUCUGAAUUACAUUGCUGUUAUACUCCACUUCAUUAUGUCCUUAUGUUUCCUAGAGGUAAGGAUGGGUGGCAUUCUAAUAUUCCAGUAUGUGAUACUUCUAAUAAUAUACAGUAUAAGGAGGAAUCUGAUAUAAACAAUGAGAAUGAAGAACAUAAGUCAAAUAAAUGUGUUACAGCAAUGAACUAUUUUGCUUAUCGUCUUUAG